ACGACAACCAGCGCUCUCCUCCUGGCUUUCAUGUGGCCAUGUGACAGCGAUUUCUGGACGUCAUCUGGGGGCAGAGCCUGUGUGCACUAAGCCACACACAGCCCAGAGGCUUGUGAAUCUGGUGCAUGGUGGAGCAACAGUCUCUCUUCUCUUCUCCGCUACUGCUGCUGCUGCUGCUUCUCACGGUCUGCAAGAGAAUGGAGUAUUAGCUGGCUGACUCUGACACCAGCACUGUAUCUGUUGAAAGCCACACGCCAACAUGGGGAAACAGAACAGCAAGCUACGUCCUGAGGUUAUGCAGGACUUGCUAGAAAGCACGGACUUUACAGAGCACGAGAUCCAGGAGUGGUACAAAGGCUUUUUGAGAGACUGCCCAAGUGGACAUUUAACCAUGGAGGAGUUUAAGAAAAUAUACGGGAAUUUUUUCCCUUACGGGGACGCUUCGAAAUUUGCAGAACAUGUAUUCCGUACGUUUGAUGCUAACGGCGAUGGGACAAUUGAUUUUAGAGAAUUUAUUAUUGCGUUGAGCGUGACGUCCAGGGGGAAGCUGGAACAGAAGCUGAAGUGGGCGUUCAGCAUGUAUGACCUGGAUGGGAACGGCUAUAUCAGCAAAUCGGAAAUGCUGGAAAUAGUACAGGCGAUCUACAAGAUGGUCUCCUCGGUAAUGAAAAUGCCGGAAGACGAAUCGACACCUGAAAAAAGAACAGAAAAAAUCUUUCGGCAAAUGGAUACCAACCGAGAUGGAAAACUGUCACUGGAGGAGUUUAUCAAAGGGGCAAAGAGCGACCCCUCUAUCGUCCGCCUACUUCAGUGUGAUCCAAGCAGUGCCGGACAGUUCUGAACAUUUUAUUUUUUUCGAUAAAACACGUAAAAAAAAAAAUCAUUACGUUUUUAUUUUUGCCAAAAUUAAAUUUAUUGUGGUGAAAACACGUCAUGGCCAAAACGUAACUACUUCCUCUUCUGUGGUAAACUUCAUUUUGGAUGACAAAGAAUGGUGAAUGCUGACAACAUGUGGUGCAGGACAUUUGUUGUACCUUUUUUUAUUUUAUUUUUUUAUGCCAUUUUCCUCUGCAGGAUAACAAGAGACGUCCGCUGUAUUUCAAGGAUUUUAUUUUAUUUUUUUACAGAGCUGACAAACAAAUUUUAAGAUGGCUGUGGUUGUGAUUUGGCUUAGUUACUUCAAUUCCUUCUUAUGUUAGCUUUUUUUUCUUUCUUUCUUUCUUAUGAAGCCGAUCAUGAUAAACUAUUUAGAUUACGAAAAAGUGACCACCCCUAAUACUGUGCAUCUUUUUUCAAUUUAAACAAAAUACUACAGACCGCAGCGGCAGCCAUUUGUGAUUCAGUCUCAGCCUGUCGGUUCACUAAGAACGAGUGACAUCACCAAAACAUGAGUAAGAUGUGCCUCAUGCCUCAGUCAUGUUACUAUUUCCUAGUAAAUUGCAUUUCCGUGAAUAUUGAUUCAGUCCACAAAAUGGCUGCCUCCAACCGUGUGUAGGUGACAGGUAAUUUUAGGAGUUAUGCAAUAAUUGCAAUAAAAAUGCUCAAGCAUUACCAAAAAUGUGCAUGCUUUGCCGCAAACAUUGCCCGAACUGGCGCAAUUUGGUGAGGCUUUUUUUUUUUUUUUUGUAUAAAAGAGUGGCAGUGUUCACAAAACGACACUUACAGUAGGUGAGUUUCAUGUGCUUCAGUCUUCUAAAAUAUGCUCCCAGUUCCAUGUAUGGUAUGCUUCAGUAGCUAAGGCAUUUGAUGUAAGCGUGUCAUUGCCCAGUAAUGGAUUAAAGGAUGACGUGUAUUGUCAUUUGAGUCCCUAACUAACAAAUGGAAUGCUACAGGUCAAUAUACUGUACGGUCAGUUUAUAGAGAGAUUUUCAUGGAAGGUUCACCCACUCUCAUUUAGACGCCAUCAGGAUGAAGCAUAACCGAGAACAAUCGAUGGAGAAACAUCCCAGAAGAGAUUUCUACACAGACUGCAGUGACAUACCCAGAUACGGAGUUGGCCGUCAUCAAUUGAUGUCUUGUUUCCUCCUGCCCACAUGAACAGCAGAGGAGAUGGUGCAGUUGAUUAUUGGGGGUGGAAGUAAAGUGGGGAGGACCGGUGAUGCGUUUAUCCUUUCGUGCCCCCUACCCCUCAGUUCCUUAUUUGGGGUUUCAGUUACACUUUAAUGAAGCCGAAAGUUUAUAGAGGCUUGAAUGUGCAUGUGUGGACACACAUACUCAGAAUAGUAAAUGCAUGUCACCCCUCUGUCCCUUCCAAACGGUUUUCCUAUAGGGUCUGGUGACUGCUAAUUACAGUGAUAGGUCACUGCAUCUACCUACUGCUCUGUUUCCCGGCUUGCGUGGAGAAAGCCCUAGGAGAAGACCAUUUGUUGAGGGAUAUCUAUCAAAUUAUCUAGCAGGAAUGGUCAUAAUGAAUACAGUGGUGCCAAGAACAAUGGUGUGAUGUGACCUAGGUCGCCCCUAAGAUUUAUUUUUAUUCCGAGACCAAUUCUUCUUGAAGGAUCUUGGAAAUGUUAUAGCUCAACAUCUUAUUAAUAAAACUAGUUUUAGAAUUAUUUUAUUAUUUUUUAAAGUGAGUAACGCAAACUAAUGUAACAAAACAUAACAUUACAGAUAUAGACUAAAGCUGGAUACACACUGCAAAUAAUCGGGCUGAUCAACCGAUUCUUGGCUGGUCAGUCCUAUUAUUGCAUAGUGUGUUCACAACGCUGAGGGACAAUUAUCGACGACUCUGAUCUGGCUUGCUGAACAACCUUUGUAGGAAAAAAUAAGGCGAUAAUGUGUACAUGAUCGGUAUAACAGUUCAGAACAUGGGACCCACUACCGCCGCUUCCGGUGUCCUCUGCUUCAUAACAUCCGUGCCGUCAACUGUUAGCUGUACCACCAGAGCUAUGUCUACAGUCUAGGUCCUCUGCAUGUCUCCUCUCUGACUGGGACUGUGCAGGAGGCGGGGACUGUCUUGGAGGCUUCAUUCGGCUCAGCAGCCGUGUGCAUGGAGCCAGAAUCCGUACCGAUGGUAGUGGGUACUAUGUUCUGAACUUGAACUGCAUAUAAUCGUUCAGAUAGGAAUGAUAAUUCAGUAGUGCUUACACUGGAAAUUGAAUGCUAUCAAGAUCAUUAAAUCUCAGAAAAUUUAGGAUCCUUUUUAAAUCUUUCAGGUGUGUACCUAGCUUAAGGCCCGCUGGAGCCUGACAAAGUAUCGUUGCUGCAGAAACCGGGAUGACGCAAGCAUUUUCCUAUUAUAUCUGAGAAACUGAUCUGAGAAGCCAAUUCAUGCUUUAUUGACAAUACAAUGCCAAGCUGUUGAGAUUGUUUUGUGACCUGAGGUGGUUUUUACAUUUUAGUUUGCCAAUUACAUAUUCCAGGGCCUCAAUAAGCCCCCAUGGGGCCCUAGACAAGUUACUGAUUUGGGCUCCAUUGCAUCCUCAGUAAAAAUGGAUUCCAGUAAGCUUUCCCGCCCGGGCCACAGGCAGGAACCUAUGUUGCCUAAUAGAUAAUCCCGCCCUGUCUUGUUGUCCAUUAGCAAAAGUGGAAGCAAAUUAUCUAAAAGCAAUGCAGGGUUUUCAUCUUGACCUUGUGGAUCUCAUUCAGAAGAGCUAGUGGGGCUUUCAUAUUUUGAUACAGGGCAUCCGGAAAGUAUUCACAUCGCUUCACUUUUUCCACAUUUUGUUAUGUUACAGCCUUAUUCCAAAAUGGAAUAAAUUAUUUUUUUCCCCUCAAAAUUCUACACACACUACCCCAUAACGACAACGUGUGAAAAGUUUUUUUUGUUUUUUGUAAAAAAAAAUGUAAAAUAAAAAACUAAGAAAUCACAUGUACAUAACUAAUUCACAGCCUUUGCCAUGAAGCUCAAAAUUGUGCUUCGGUGUAUCCAUUUUCACUGAUGAUCAUUGAGAUGUUCCUACAGUUUAAUUGGAGUCCACCUGUGGUAAAUUCAGUUGAUUGGACAUGAUUUGGAAAGGCACACACCUGUCUAUAUAAGGUCCCACACUUGACAGUGCAUGUCUGAGCGCAAACAAAGCAUGAAGUCAAUGGAAUUGUCUGUAGAUCUCCGAGGCAGUAUUGUCUCGAGUCACAAAUCUGGGGAAGGGUACAGAAAAAUAUCAGCUGCUUUGAAGGUCCCAAUGAGCACAGUGGCCUCCAUCAUCUGUAAAUGGAAGAAGUUUGGAACCACCAGGACUCUUCCUAGAGCUGUCCGGCCAUCUAAAGUGAGCGAUCGGGGGAGAAGGGCCCUAGUCAGGGAGGUGACCAAGAACCCGAUGGUAACUCUGUCAGAGCUACAGAAUUCCUCUGUGGAGAGAGGAGAUCCUUCUAGAAGGACAACCAUCUCUGCAGCAAUCCACCAAUCAGGCCUGUAUGGUAAAGUGGCCAGACGGUAGCCACUCCUUAGUAAAAAGCACGUGAAGGACUCUCAGACCAUGAGAAACAAAAUUCUCUGGUCUGAUGAGACAAAGAUUGAACUCUUUGGCAUGAAUGCUAGGCGUCAUGUUUAGAGGAAACCAGGUACCGCUCAUCACCAGGCCAAUACCAUCCCUACAGUGAAGCAUGGUGGUGGCAGCAUCAUGCUGUGGAGAUGUUUUUCAGCGGCAGGAACUGGGAGACUAAUCAGGAUAGACAGAAAGAUGAAUGCAGCAAUGUACAGACACAUCUUGGAUGAAAACCUGAACCAGAGCGCUCUUGACCUCAGACUGGGGCGAUGGUUUAUCUUUCAGCAGGACAACGACCCUAAGCACACAGCCAAGAUAUCAAAGGAGUAGCUUCAGGACAACUCUGUGAAUGUCCUUGAGUGGCCCAGCCAGAGCAGGGACUUGAAUCCAGUUGAACAUCUCUGGAGAGAUCUGAAAAUGGCUGUGCACCGACACUUCCCAUCCAACCUGAUGGAGCUUGAGAGGUGCUGCAAAGAGGAAUGGGCAAAACUGCCCAAAGAUAGGUGUGCCAAGCUUGUGGCAUCAUAUUCAAAAAGACCUCAGGCUGUAAUUGCUGCCAAAGAUGCAUCAACAAAGUAUUGAGCAAAGGCUGUGAAUACUUGCGUACAUGUGAUUUUUAUUUUUUUUAUAAAUUUGCAAAAAUCUCAAAAAAAUGUUUUUCACGUUGUUAUUAUAGGGUAUUGCAUGUAAAAUUUUGAGGGGAAAAAAUGAAUUUAUUCCAUUUAGGAAUAAGGCUGUAACAUAGCAAAAUGUGGAAAAAGUGAAGUACUGUGUAUACUUUCCGGAUGCACUGUAUGUGUACAUCCUGGUCCCUGCUCUCUAUAGCCCUGGGUGCAGUCCAUUCCAGCUAAUCAGAUAUCCGCUUGUAGCUGUUACGGGUAGUCAGACUAGAUAAAGCUGGCAUCUGAUAGGUUCCUGUGGAAUGCAGCACAUGAUUGUUCUUUGCUAGCAGCUGACAUAUUAUUGGUAACUAUGGAUUACAGUACAGCGUUGUUCUUUACUUAUAUUGGGCAUAGGUAGACUAGUUACCUGCCCAUCAAAAUUAUGUACAACAGUAAUGUCAGCACCUGCCGCUGUGCUUUGUCGGGCGCCAUCUACUGGCCGCCGGCGUGCAAAACACUUGAAUUCCCCCAUAGAGGGGGGAGCAACGUUAGCUCUUUGCAUUAUCCUAUAUAAUUAAAGGCCUAUGCUGUGCUGUAACCAAGUGGCUCCCAAACUGUCAUCAUGGCACCCUCGGGAGAGAUGUACUAAGCCGUGGAGAGAGAUAAAUUACCAGUCAAUCAUCUCCUAACUGUCAUGUUACAGACCAUGGGGUCUAUUCAUGAAGCAGUGAAAAGUGUGGAGAAGUGAGCCAGUGGAGAAGUUUCCCAUGGCAACCAAUCGGCACUAAAGUAACAUCUAUAAUUUGCAUACUAUACAAUUUUACGAAGCAGCUGAUUGGUUGCCAUGGGCAACUUCUCCACAGGCUCACUUCUCCACUCUUUUCACUGCUUUAUGAAUAGACCUCUGUAUUUGAAAAUGACAGUUAGGAGCUGAUUGGCUGGUGCUUUAUCUACAUUUUAUCACUCCAAGGCUUAGUACAUCUGCCCCAGGGGAACAGUCUGUGUUUAAAAGAUAUAUAUGGGUGCACUCAGAUGCCUUAAUCAAAAUGAAUGAGGUACUGUAUUAAUUAAGUCAACUGUGCACAAGUAUGGAUAUCCUUAAAACCUGGACUUGUUAGGGUGCCUGAUCCACCACUGUAACGCAUAAAGCUAACGGCUGAUAAAUAUAUGAAUAUACUGAAAAAAAAAAAAAAUAUAUAUUUUCUGCUUGCAACAUUGUAGUAAAUACGUAAACUUAUGUUUUUGGUUUUUCCCACUCCAUAAAUCCUUCUGCUCACAAUUAAUUGGACCGUUACCUUGUAUCAUUGUGCUUCUACUGUGUAGUACAGGCCUGUAUUUCUUCUUUCUAGUUAAUCUUUCCAUGUAAUGUACCCCACCAUAUACAGAUGUAACUGUGUAUUUGGAGAUUGUGUAAGUGUCUUGUGAAUGUGGGUCAAAUAAUUGCUUAAUCUGAUUAUGGGGAUUAACAAGUGUAGUUUAUGUGAGCAUGACUUAUUGCAAGUUCAUUUUAUUUUCUGUUCGUUGUUGAAUAUACCAAGCUUUAAAAAAUAAGAUGGUUAAACGGACAUGAACGCAGCCUAAUUCUUCCAGAAAGAAACGUGAAUUUAUUGUUCCCUUUACUGACCCAAAUGCAUCCCCCACUACUGGUUCUUUUCAUUUUGCUUAUCAUUGCAAAUACUCUGUCAUGUCAAAACAAUUCUACUGCAUUUUUAAUGCAUGACAUAUCAUUUUUCCAAACUGUGAAUAAUUCUGGUAUGCAAAAAUAAUGUGGUUUGACGUUUACAUAAAUGACGUUACUUAGAGUUUUUUGUUUUUCUUAAGUAAAGAAAUAAAUAUUGAUUUUAAAAAAA
This is a messenger RNA of Pseudophryne corroboree (corroboree frog), 6876 nucleotides long. It is a transcript of the gene NCALD, whose product is annotated as neurocalcin delta. The coding region runs from base 260 to 841 and encodes 193 amino acids. The record is from RefSeq and is a predicted model, not a curated record. Gene Ontology annotation, molecular function: actin binding; tubulin binding; calcium ion binding. Lineage: Eukaryota; Metazoa; Chordata; Amphibia; Anura; Myobatrachidae. The transcript is spliced from 4 exons. Gene Ontology annotation, biological process: calcium-mediated signaling.